UGAAAGUUGGCCCGUUGACUUGGUUGUUGCUGCGCCCUAUCAUUCUUCUUGCUGCUGUGUUACUGACUGCCUACGCUUUACGACUCAACUCACGACGCCCUUCUCUCCUCCCCAUCGCCACUCUUGCACUUUUUUCCCCUACUCUUCCCGUCACUAUGGCCAGCCACGGUAGAGAUGUUGAGGCCUUCGAUGCCCACCAGCAGUACCACGACGAAGACGAAAAGAUCGAGAAGGUCGCCCCCAAUGAGUCUCCCCCGGCCGAUGACCCGUUCGGCAACGAAGAGAUGGCUGAAGUCAAGUUCCGCACGAUGAAAUGGUGGAACUGCGGCAUGCUCAUGAUCGCCGAAAACAUCUCGCUGGGUAUUUUGUCGCUACCCUCUGCGGUCGCCACCUUGGGUAUCGUCCCCUCCAUUCUAAUCAUCCUGGGAAUGUCGGGUAUCUCCUGGUACACUGGUUAUGUCAUGGGCCAGUUCAAGCUGCGCUAUCCCCAGGUCCACAGCAUGGGUGACGCCGGAGAGCUGCUUAUGGGUCGCAUCGGACGCGAGAUCAUGUUCGUCGGCCAGCUGCUGUUCUGCAUCUUCCUGAUGUCCAGUCACGUGCUCACCUUCACGGUGCUGUUCAACACCAUCACCGGCCACGGCACCUGCACCAUCGUCUUCGGAGUGGUUGGUCUCGUCGUCAGUUGUAUCUUCGCCCUGCCUCGCACCAUGGGCAAGGUGUACUACAUGUCCAUCGUUUCCUGCCUGAGUAUCAUCGUCGCCACCGUCGUCACGAUGAUUGCGCUUGGAGUUGAAGCCCCGGCUCACGUCCAGAACGACGUGACAACCCACCCGAGCUUCGUCAAUGCUUUCUUGGCCGUCACCAACAUCAUCUUCGCUUUCAUUGCCCACGUGGCUUUCUUCGGUAUCAUGUCCGAGAUGGAGGAUGUCCGGGACUUCCCCAAGUCCCUGGCCAUGCUGCAGGUGCUCGACACGACCAUGUACAUCAUCACCGCGAUGGUCAUCUACCGCUACGCCGGACCGGACGUCAAGUCUCCGGCUUUGUCUUCCGCCGGCCCGCUCAUGAGCAAGGUCGCCUACGGUCUUGCCAUCCCUACGGUCAUCAUUGCCGGUGUCAUUUUCGGCCACGUCGCCUGCAAGUACAUCUUCGUUCGUGUGUGGCGUGGAUCUCCCCAGAUGCACACGAACAGCCCUGUUGUGGUCGGAUCAUGGAUCGGUAUCGCUUUGGCUGUGUGGGUGAUCGCCUGGGUGAUUGCCGAGUCCAUCCCCGUCUUCAACGACCUGUUGAGUUUGAUUUGCUCUCUCUUCGGCAGUUGGUUCAGUUAUGGUAUCCCCGCUCUCAUGUGGAUGAUCAUGAACAAGGGCCAAUACACCGCGACCCCCUCGAAGAUCUUCCUGACUAUCGUCAACCUAGUCAUCCUCGGUAUUGCGUGCGCGAUUUGCGGUCUCGGACUCUACGUCUCCGGCAAAUCCAUCCACGACAGCACCGCCUCGGCCAGCUGGACUUGUGCCAACAACGCUCAGUCGUAACCACUUCAAUUACCAAGACGUGGCUAGCGAGUGGACGCACCCGCCGGCAGCGACCGAGCUUUCCUUUCAUCUAUACAUACGUGCAUUGCAUCCUUAUACAUAUACAUACAUAGCUGGUCCCGGAUUUAGCUGGGCUGUCUGGGGUUUUAUUGCGGUGUUGGGGUUGGUUCUACGACUUGUUUCUAGCAGGCAUUUUUGUGAUAUAUAGUUUAUAGUUUAUGCAGGGGUUCUGUACAUG
Aspergillus aculeatus ATCC 16872 is the source of this 1767-nucleotide messenger RNA. RefSeq names its product putative amino acid transporter. The record is from RefSeq and is a predicted model, not a curated record. Gene Ontology annotation, biological process: amino acid transmembrane transport. Gene Ontology annotation, molecular function: amino acid transmembrane transporter activity. The transcript has 9 exons. Lineage: Eukaryota; Fungi; Ascomycota; Eurotiomycetes; Eurotiales; Aspergillaceae. The coding region runs from base 156 to 1529 and encodes 457 amino acids. Gene Ontology annotation, cellular component: vacuolar membrane.